AUGCCUCUUCAAGACAUUCGAUUUGGUAGAAGAAGAUAUGAAAAUGAUGUUCAUCACUUUUGUAAUAUAUAUUUGCCUUCAGAAAACUAAUACUUCGAUAAAAGAAAUAAAAAAAAUAAUGAAUUUGCAAAAGGAGAUCUGAAACAGCAUAUGGCCUUUGGAAAUUAUCAAGAUUAAUCUAAGUAAAAGCUGGUUUUUGAUAAGGGCAACUUUGGUGAUAUUGACGGAGCAGUUCCUGGGAGUUUACAGAGUUAAGCAGUUCGAAACCAAGAGAUCGCUAGAAAGUUGCGAUCUGAAAGAGACAGACAAAAUAAAUCAUGCAAUCCUACUUAAAUUGAGGAGAAUACCAAAGAGGAGAGUUAAUUAUACUCAGGAAGAGAUCGAUCGCAUACAUUUUAGACAAAUUCUUGUCAAAGAAAUUCAGAUAAAUCACCUUAAUUGCCACCAAUCCCAGAGAGAAUUUCAGAUACGGUGGAUCAUAUAGCUAAUAAACUUCAAUUGCGAUAGCCUCGUAAAAGCUGUUAAUUCGAAGACUUCAGAUAAAAAAACAAAUAAGCAUUGUUAAGAUUAUAUGUUUGACUCCAUUAUUUUGUCAUUAAUUUUACAUUUAUUUAUGUU
Messenger RNA from Paramecium tetraurelia, 618 nucleotides. RefSeq lists its product as uncharacterized. The record is from RefSeq and is a predicted model, not a curated record. NCBI's taxonomy places the organism in Eukaryota, Ciliophora, Oligohymenophorea, Peniculida, Parameciidae. The transcript is spliced from 3 exons.